Molecule: messenger RNA, 860 nt
Organism: Oryza sativa Japonica Group (Japanese rice)
Lineage: Eukaryota; Viridiplantae; Streptophyta; Magnoliopsida; Poales; Poaceae
Source: RefSeq, a predicted model, not a curated record
AGUGCGAAUUCUCGAUCCAUAAAAAUGGCGGCCCAGCCCAACCCACCAAACCGUCUUCCCCAAAGACUCGAGACUUCUCUACGCUUCUCCUCGCCGCCGAAACGAAGCAACCCGUCGCCUCGCCGCCGCCGCCAUGUCGGUGACGCUGCACACGAAUCUCGGGGACAUCAAGUGCGAGGUGUUCUGCGACCAGGCGCCGCGGACGGCGGAGAACUUCCUGGCGCUGUGCGCGAGCGGCUACUACGACGGCACCAUCUUCCACCGCAACAUCAAGGGGUUCAUGAUCCAGGGCGGCGACCCGACGGGCACGGGGAAGGGGGGCACCUCGAUCUGGGGGAAGAAGUUCGCCGACGAGUUCAGGGAGUCGCUCAAGCACAACGCCCGCGGGGUGAUGUCGAUGGCGAACAGCGGGCCCAACACCAACGGGAGCCAGUUCUUCAUCACCUACGCCAAGCAGCCUCACCUCAACGGCCACUACACCGUGUUCGCCAAGGUCAUCCAUGGAUUCGAGGUGCUCGACCUCAUGGAGAAGGCGCAGACGGGGCCCGGCGACCGCCCCCUCGCCGAGAUCAGGCUCAACCGCGUCACCAUCCACGCCAACCCUCUCGCCAACUAAUCCUAUCUACUCCAUCUAGUUUAAAAUCUUUGGAAUUCUGAUUGCUUUUUUCUGUGUGGAUGUGUUGUGUUCUGCUGCUAUCUGAAUCUUUGUUGCAAGAACACCGUACAAACUGAGUCUGUAACUGAUAUCCCAAAAAGUGUUUGGCUUCACGAUUGAUGCAUCUGCAGACUUGGGUUUUGUGAUUGUGUUUUCAUGUUUCAACUGGCUGUGUGAUCUAUGGCUAAGUACAUCAAUUAAGCUA